Molecule: messenger RNA, 2877 nt
Organism: Anoplopoma fimbria (sablefish)
Lineage: Eukaryota; Metazoa; Chordata; Actinopteri; Perciformes; Anoplopomatidae
Gene: afg2a
Product: spermatogenesis associated 5
Exons: 17
Coding region: 52-2721 (889 amino acids)
Cellular component (GO): cytoplasm
Molecular function (GO): ATP hydrolysis activity; ATP binding
Source: RefSeq, a predicted model, not a curated record
CAUGUUUACACAUGUUUGAGCGUUCACGUGGAGGAGGUUUUCAGCGUUAAAAUGUCUGCAAAGAAAAAUAAAAGUAAAUUAAAAGGAGCAAGUGAAGGAGACAGUUUAGUGUCCAACAAUGACUCCUCCACACCUGCACAUGAGGGAGGGAGGAGCAGGAGCUUAAACAACUCCUCCACUGUCAUCGACUUCAUUGAUAAAGCUGACGACAAAACACCCAAAAGCUGCAGAUCAACUUUAGUCCAGCUGAGUCUCAAUUCUAUGAAGUCAGCCGGCGUCUGCAUCGGGAGACCGGUCCUGCUGACGAGUCCCACAGGACAACAAGAGGUGUGUUUAGGUUGGCCGGUCGCCUCCUUUCCUAGUGGAAAAGUGGGACUUCAGAAAUGUGCUCAGAGUAACCUCAGAGUGAAGACUGGGGACGAGGUGAUGCUGCACCCGAUAACAGGCCCUGUUCUUCAGGCGGAGGAGGUGGUUCUCUCAAACAGGUCAAAAGAUGAGACACUAGAAACAGAUGAGUUCAAGAACUUCUUACUGCGGACUCUGGUUGGGAACGUCAUUUUGCCAGGAAACGUCAUCUCCCUGACCUACUUCGGCCGGUCCUGCAGUCUGCGGGUCGAGACCAUAAGAGGGGAGGACGGAGUCACCCUCCACAGACCGCCUCCUGCCCCAGGCCCGGAGGAGUCCUCCACGAUGGACUCCGUGCUGGACUCCACCUCAGCCGACCUCUCCCUGCAGCUCAGCAUGCUCGCUGUGGACGACAACGGCGCUGACGGGUCAACGAGCCCGUCUGGAGAGCCGGGCCCCGCGGCCAGCACCCCCCGCCGACCCCCCUACCUCACUUCUGUCUCCUCACCCCCGGCUCCUUGCACGCCGUUCUCCCAGAAUCCUCCUGCGGGGUCAGCGGAGGAUGCCGUGAGUCUGGAGAGCUCACUCAGCUCAGAGCAGCCAGAGAAAACCCCCACAGCUCCACCUGGUGGUGCACUGAGUACUGACACCUUCUACUGCCUCUCCUGCUCCACUAAAGUCAGUGUCGGACACAAAGGAGGGCAGGAGGAUCUGGAUGCACAAGCUGAAAGGUCAAAGGUCAAAUACAGUAUGAUCGGGGGGCUCAGCAGUCAGUUGGAUGUCAUCAGAGAAACCAUAGAGCUUCCUCUGAAACACCCCGAGUUGUUCUCUAACUACGGGAUCCCACCGCCCCGAGGAGUGCUCCUGUACGGGCCCCCCGGCACCGGAAAGACCAUGAUUGGACGAGCCAUAGCCAAUGAGGUUGGAGCUCACAUGACGGUGAUCAACGGCCCGGAGAUCAUGAGCAAAUUCUACGGUGAAACUGAAGCGAGGCUGAGGCAGAUCUUCACUGAAGCGUCUCAGAGACAACCUGCCAUAAUCUUUAUCGAUGAGCUGGACGCUUUGUGCCCGAAGCGAGAGGGAGCUCAGAAUGAGGUGGAGAAACGAGUCGUCGCUUCUCUGCUGACUCUGAUGGAUGGGAUCGGUUCAGAGGGUCACUCCGGUCAGCUGUUGGUUCUUGGGGCCACAAACCGGCCCCAUGCCCUCGACCCCGCCCUGCGCCGACCGGGACGCUUCGACAAGGAGCUGGAGGUGGGGGUUCCUAGUGCUGCAGAGCGCUCAGAUAUUCUGCAGAAGCAGCUGAGCUUCUUGCCGUGCAGCGCCGCCGCCGAGGAGGUGACGCAGUUGGCCGACGCCGCUCACGGAUACGUAGGAGCCGACCUCGCAGCCGUUUGCAAAGAAGCAGGUUUGCAUGCACUGAGGCGAGCACUGGGAGGUUCCCACCAACCGUCAGACCAGCAGCUGACUGGGACGGUGACCGUCACUCUGCAGGACCUCCAGUGGGCCAUGUCUGUCGUGAAGCCGAGCGCCAUGAGGGAGGUCGCUAUCGAUGUCCCCAAGGUCCGCUGGUCGGACGUAGGCGGGAUGGAGGAGGUGAAGCUGAAGCUGAAGCAGGCCGUGGAGUGGCCUCUGAGGCACCCUGAGGCCUUCACCCGCAUGGGGAUCCAGCCACCCAAAGGAGUCCUGCUGUACGGGCCCCCAGGCUGCUCCAAGACCAUGAUAGCCAAGGCCCUGGCUAAUGAAAGUGGACUCAACUUCCUGGCUGUCAAAGGUCCAGAAUUACUGAGCAAGUAUGUUGGAGAGUCUGAAAGAGCCGUGAGAGAGGUGUUUAGGAAGGCGAGGGCCGUCGCUCCCUCCAUCGUCUUCUUUGAUGAGAUCGACGCCCUCGCCAGUGAAAGAGGAAGCUCCUCGGGCUCCGGCGGUGUAGGCGACCGGGUCCUGGCUCAGCUCCUGACAGAGAUGGACGGCAUCGAGCAGCUCCGGGACGUCACCGUGCUGGCCGCCACCAACCGGCCCGACAUGAUCGAUAAGGCUCUGAUGCGCCCAGGUCGCCUUGAUCGAAUCGUCUAUGUGCCUCUGCCAGAUGUUCCAACCCGGCGGGAAAUAUUUUCUCUCCAGUUCCGCAACAUGCCCGUGGCCCAAAAUGUGUCUCUGGAUGAGCUGGUGACUCGCACCGACAAGUAUUCUGGAGCAGAGAUAACGGCAGUAUGCAGAGAGGCUGCCCUCCUGGCCCUGCAAGAGGACAUCAAAGCGGAGCACAUCGAGGCCAGACACUUUGAAAGUGCCCUGAACACUGUGAAGCCCCGGAUCCCCGACUCUGUCAUCCAGUCCUACGUCAGCUAUCAGCAGCGACAGAGCGGCCUGUGCUUCUUCUGAACACGCUGCUGAGGACGAGGUCAAAACUGAAGGAGCUGUUUCCCCCGUGUGAUCUAACAUUAUUUUAUAACAGAAAAGGUUUCAACUGCCCAGAUCUGCUGGACAAGUUAUAUAAGAAAAUGGCAAAAACAACCAGCAAAAUGAAUAUGCCAAAUA